AUGACCACUUCAACGGCUGGUGUCCCACAACGUCGUCAUCAAGUAGUUGGAGGUUCAACUUCAAUCACUAAGACUGCAAAUGGAGACAACAAUCAAGGCUUCGGUUACGUUCGACGGGUUGAUGGAUACUUCGGAGCUAUUGUGCUUGGACCGAAAAGGUGGCUUGUUGUCUAUGUUUUGUUCACUGGGUUAGAUGAUAUGCCAUCUUUCCUCACAAGGCUCCGUGAAUGUGGCCGUGUACUUUUGUUGGAAUCUGUCAACGACCGCUUCGGCCACAUUCGUUUUGCUCUCACACAACGGAUCGCUCGAUUUCGAUGCCUUUCAGACGUCGCCAACGUCAAUACCACGCAUGACGCCAGUUGUCUUAGGUUUCUCUUGCAGCGUACAGCAUGGGGAUCGGGCGACCCGUCGUGUACGCCAUCUCUGAAAACGACCACUUUGCGCCCAUAUGCAAAGUUGUUGUUACAAAGUUGUUCAGCUUGUCCAACUAUUGCGGCAUUACACUGUGCCAACUUUACACACGCCAGGCGAUUAGAAGUCACACUGUCACAUAUAGUCGAGGCCUCAUGUUCAUCAGCCGUCAGAUUACAUAGCCAAGAUAUCAUACCCAGCGUCGUGCAUAGACGCGGCCCGAGCAGUUACGAAAAGUAG
Molecule: messenger RNA, 651 nt
Organism: Opisthorchis viverrini
Lineage: Eukaryota; Metazoa; Platyhelminthes; Trematoda; Opisthorchiida; Opisthorchiidae
Exons: 4
Coding region: 1-651 (216 amino acids)
Source: RefSeq, a predicted model, not a curated record